AUGGAACACGAAGCAUUGAUUGAUCAACUUAUCAUAGAACUUCCUAUUACAAGAGAUGAAGCAGCAGAUAUUCUUUCUAAUGUUGGAUGGGAUAUUUCACAAGCAAAAGAUGCUUAUAUGUCUUUAUACGGAAUUACACCAACAAAACAAGAUCCUCCACCACCACCUGUUGAAACCCCAAGGCCCACAUUCAAAUCUAAAAAGGUUGUUGAAAAAGAAAAGGAGAAAGAAAAGGAAAAAGAAGAAGAAUUCAAAUAUGUUUUAGCGGAAACAAACGAUAAAUUUACAGAAAGAAGAAAUUUAGCUCAAACACGUGGAAGAUGGUUAGUGGUUUAUGUUUCUCAAACAACAAUUAAAGAUUUUGAUCCAUUCAAACCAGAAGGGUACAUUAGAGACUAUAUGAAUACUAGAUUUGUAGGUUUCGUAACAUCCCUUGAAGAACCUGAUGGUAAAUGGGUCACAAAUGCAUAUCAAAUUCGCGAUUUACCAAUUUAUCUUUUUAUUGAUCCUGUUACAACCGAAAAGGUCGAUUUGACCAAAGCAGGUAAUCAGAAAGAUUUGUCUCGAUUCAUGAGAUCUUUCUUGAUCAAAAACUCGAAAUACGGACUUCCAAUCGAUAUGAUAGUUGAAAGAAUGGAAAUGGAAGAGUUUGAGAUGGAAGAAGAUGAAGAAGAAGUUGUCAAGCCUUCUGCGCCUAAGAAUUUGCCUCCUCCAGCAGAUCCAGGAAAAAUAACGACUCAAAUGAUCCAAACGCCAGAUGGAAAGAAAUGCAGAAUAGAAAUUGGCGAAAAUGAGUAUAUUAACACAUUGUACGAGAAGGUUUCUCUUCUUGUUUCUUUAAAUACAGAUCAAUUCAGACUUGAUUUGGUUUUGCCACCUCAGCAAAUAUCUGACAAGACCAAAACCAUCAAGGAUUAUAACCUAAGAAACUCUCUUAUUAAAGUUGUUAAAUUGUAA
This is a messenger RNA of Trichomonas vaginalis G3, 957 nucleotides long. Its product is annotated as ubiquitin-like family. Lineage: Eukaryota; Parabasalia; Trichomonadida; Trichomonadidae. Gene Ontology annotation, molecular function: protein binding. The coding region runs from base 1 to 957 and encodes 318 amino acids. The transcript has a single exon. The record is from RefSeq and is a predicted model, not a curated record.